CUGCCGACCAGUCCGGACUGAAGGAGGACAGAGAGGCAAGCCGUGAAAGCGAACAGAUGUGAGCCGGACCACGAAACGAGAACAAGCUGUUGUAAAGACGGAGACCGUUUCAUCCUGCUAAUAUGUGGCAACCCGCGUCGGAGCGACUGCAGCACUUCCAGACCAUGCUGAAAACCAAGCUAAAUGUGCUGACGCUGAGGAAGGAGCCGUUGCCCACGGUGAUCUUUCACGAGCCCGAGGCCAUCGAGCUCUGCUCCACAACACCGCUCACAAAGAGCAGGACUCAUGCCGGAUACAAGGUGGCCUACCUGGGUAAGGUGACUAUCUCUGGGACCCAGUUCCUGUCGGGCUGCACAGAGUCGGCGGUGGUGGGUCUGGUGGAGCGUCGUGCCCUCGCCCAGCAACAGGGCACCAUCCCCACAGGCAACUCACUGCUGGAGAUUCGGCCCUUCCAGGUGCGUCUUCACCACCUGGACGAGCACGGCGAGGCCUCAGUAACCAUGGACACGUACCAGGUGGCGCGGAUCGCCUACUGCACGGCCGACCACAGCAUCAGACCCAACGUAUUUGCCUGGAUCUACCGGGAGAUCAACGACGACCUGUCCUUCCAGAUGGACUGCCACGCCGUGGAGUGCGAGAGCAAGCUGGAGGCCAAGAAGCUGGCGCAUUCAAUGAUGGAGGCUUUCCGCAAGACUUUCCACAGCAUGCGCAGCGACGGCCGCAUCCACAAGAGUGGCUCAUCGGACGACUUUGCUGAGGACUCAUCCACCCCUGAAGACUCGACCCCAGACGACGGUUGAACUCAACCUCACCCAAACUCCUGAUCCCCAUCCUGACGAAUCGAGGGGUGACUGGAAGGAUGGACAGAUUACCUGCUUUCUCUCAUUCUCCCCUUCUAUCACUUUCUGUUAUCAAUUUGGAACAAAAUUAACUGACCCUGUGAACCGACACACCCAGGAUAAUGAAGUAGCUUUUAAAUACUGUCAAGAAAAGGUAGAUACACAAGGAGUUACAAAAGAUCUACAUUUGCAUACAGGGAUAGCAAAGUGCUGCCAAGUUGAAUAAAUGGCUCUCAAAGACCCACAGGGGCCUUUCAAGCACCUCUGUAAACGCCCUCAAGAGAUUGACUCGGCAUUUCCAUUUCCAUUUCCAACACUCCUGCACCCAGUGGAGACACUGUUUGUGGUUCUUAAGCUUUCUCAUCUAAGAAACAACAAACUCAAGUCCCCGCUCUUCUGACCCCAGCUCAAGACAACCUAUUGCUACUCUUGCCAUGUAGGGACCCAGCAGAAAUAGGCCUGUGACCUAUUUCUGAUCCCAACCCAGAGUUUAUGAGACUGUUGGAGCACAUAAAUUCUUUACAUGUUUAAUUAUGUGGAUCUAUGUUUCAAUGCCUUUGACCUUGGUAAUAGCAAAUGAGGAUGUGAAAGAAAAGCAAAGCCUUUAAGCACUAUUCAUAUCAUCACUAUGGUACCUUAGUCCAACCCUAAAAUUAUUCGCCGGCAUGGCUGUUGCUCAUGUGGACGAAGAAGCCGGAGCUUCUGCGUUCGAUAGGUACUUCAUGAUUCAGAGUAUGUGUAUUGCACCAGGGAGAAUAUAGGUGCUACAUAGAUGUAACGUUUUAGAAGUUGUCACUGGGCUGAAAGCCUGGGCCUGUCUGUGGCACAUUAAUCGCCCACAUCUGACUUCUGUUUUGAGUAUACCAAAAUCCAGGCUACAUUUUGCCUGUCAGAUUAUGUGCCUCACUUUCCUCUCACAUUAGUUUGGUCUCUUACCCAGGUCCCAGUGUGUAUGUGUGGCCAGGAGUGGGCGUGUCGACCUUUUGUUUGUUUGUUAUUCUGUGUGUGUAGGUGUAAUUGCUUACUUCUGUACUUUGUGUAUAUGAAUGUACACGUGAGUGCUUGCAUCUCUGUGUGUGAAAGAGAAACGAGGAGGGGGAUUAAGGAGGGGUAUCGUACGAUCAGCUGGAAGCAAAGACUUCUCAUUGGCCCAUCCUUGCAUCCGUGUGUGAUGCUUAAGGAGGUGUUUUAAAAUCAGACAUGGUACUGAGGCCAUUUGCCACGUUUUCUUACUUUCAUCUUGUGCUAAAUGGAAACAUGAGUGUGAGAGUCUGAAUGUGCCAGUCUCUGAGGUUGUAGGACUCUAAAACACAGCCGUCCGAGAUAUCGACUGACACCUCCUGGCCUCCGCUUGAAUGUACUUGCCGUGUGCACCUCGCACCAUCUCCAGUCACCUCAGUCUCCCGUAAUCUCCUCAUGCUAUCACAGACGGCUGUAAGGGACAGUCAGUGACCGGCUUCACUCCGCUCUGCCGCCCUGCGCCACCUCUCCGAGCGACCGAGGCACCGCCGUGGGGAUGAGGCUCAUCAGAGCUCCACGCCACUGUCUUCUUUUCUAACUGGACUGUACUUAACAGACUGGACGCUAUCACUGAACAUCGGUCAGUGACUCAAGCAGAAUGAUUCAAGUGGCUCUGGUCAACACACACACACACACACUCAAAUAUACAUACCUACAUACACCUAUACAUAUGUACCACAUACAUUGUAUUUGAAUCUUGCUCAAUAAGCUUAUGUAAAUACAAAUGUAUCACUUUUCAGAUAUUACAGCAUAAAUGUUGAUAGCUAUUUUAAAUAAAAAAAAAUGUUGAGAACCAUCAUACGAUACAGAAACAGUGUUAUAAAGCCUACUGUGAAUAAUAAGAGGAGGGUCUGAUUGUGGUGGCUGAGCGUGUGUGUGUGUGUGUGCGUGUGUGUGUGUGUGUUAGGAAGGGAUUAUAUGUGGUGGGGAGUGUGGUGAGGGGUGUGUAUGGACAGGCCAGAGGGGGGAGAAUGUUUAUAAAGCUGUAGAGUACUGUGUCAUGUCUGUCUGAAAGCUCAGACGCGCUUUAAAUGUUUGACAAAUGUUACCUUAAGUGUUUUCUAUACAGUGUUUGCAAAGAUCAAGAAACAAUUGCAUAUAAAGUAUUUA
This is a messenger RNA of Chelmon rostratus (copperband butterflyfish), 2969 nucleotides long. RefSeq names its product phosphotyrosine interaction domain containing 1 (gene pid1). The record is from RefSeq and is a predicted model, not a curated record. NCBI's taxonomy places the organism in Eukaryota, Metazoa, Chordata, Actinopteri, Chaetodontiformes, Chaetodontidae. Gene Ontology annotation, cellular component: cytoplasm. The transcript has 3 exons. Gene Ontology annotation, biological process: regulation of mitochondrial membrane potential; negative regulation of insulin receptor signaling pathway; negative regulation of D-glucose import across plasma membrane. Bases 123 to 800 code for a protein of 225 amino acids.